AUGAAGCAGCAACAGAAGUCACUCCACCGCGUCGAGUCGUUCGACACUCUCGCCACCUCGUUCGUGACGAGCGCCUGCAGCGCGCCAUCUAUGCGCACCGACUAUGGACUCGCUCGAGCGAUGAACAGUUUCGUAGUGCCGAACGAGCUGAAUCCGAUUGCAACCAUCAAGGACCGCAAGAACGCCAACUACAUUGAAGAUCUUGGCGAACAACAUGAUCUCCUCAGAACAGAGCUCGACGAGGCCAUUGCCGCCUUCGAGGACAUCACAUUGGCUCGCGACACCAACAAGAAUGUCGUCCUUGAAGCUAUGCUGAAUCGCAAAUUCUUGGAAGCCAACAAUGCUCUCGCGCGUUGCAGUCGCGAGUACAGCUGCUUCCUCAACGAUACUAAGGAGCUCAAAGAAAUGCCCAAGAUGAGUCGCGAAGAACUCGCGCGCCGCUUCACAGCCCGCAAAGAGCAAGAGAAAGCCAACCGCGAAGACGAGAACGCUCCAUCAAUGAAACAGCGCAUGGGUCACAUUGAAGACCAAAUCGUCGACCUCGAGCUUGAAAAGGAGUACCUCACCGAACGCCUCGGCCAAUCUGCAGCGCUCGCCGAGCAUUCUGCGCAAAUGGAGCACCUAAUCGAGAAUCUCGAACGCGAGCGUCUCGUGAUCCUGAAGCAGUUCACCAGUAGCGAACGUCUUCGUGGACAACACGAGAACGAUGUCGAUCAGCUGUACGAGGACCUCGCCUACCAAGAACACCUGAAUCGGCAAACUCAGCUUGACAACGCCAAAAUCACAGUCGACCUCGAGGCCACAACACGCGCGAACGAGAUGAUGAAGCACGAUCUCGAAUCUGAGCGCGAGAAAGCUGAGGAAUUGAGUCAGCAGUUGCAGAAUACACGGAAUGAUAUCCGGAAUCAUCAACGUCAAUUGAGUUUUACUAAGAUUACUGCGACGACGCUUGAGGGAGACAAUAAGAAGUUGCGUCAGGAGAUCAAUGAGUUGAAUGAGAUGUGCGGUCUUGCGAGAGAUGAGCUUGAGGAUUUGCAGGAGCAGAAUGUGCAGAUGGGUCUUGAGCGGAAGAAGAUGCAGGAGAUGAGGGAGAUGCAGAAGGAGACUAAUGCGUAUUUGCGCAGCGAGUUUGGCGAGAUGCACGGGCUUGCGGUUGGGCACAUGAAGAGGAGCGCUCAGCUACAGUUGGAAGCCGCGCAGUCGGACAGUGUGAUCACCAGCCUCCAGAGCCAGACCAAAGCUUACAAGACCGAGAUAGCCAACCUCUAUGGAUAUGCCGAGAAGCUCAAGGCUGAACUCGCAGCGAUGAAAGCCCGGGCUAUGCGUCGCGAUAGUGUCGUGGGCAGCAGCACCGAGGGCGAAGCACAGCGUUCUGCGUCUGCCUAG
Molecule: messenger RNA, 1386 nt
Organism: Cercospora beticola
Lineage: Eukaryota; Fungi; Ascomycota; Dothideomycetes; Mycosphaerellales; Mycosphaerellaceae
Source: RefSeq, a predicted model, not a curated record